This is a messenger RNA of Salvelinus fontinalis (brook trout), 564 nucleotides long. Its product is annotated as growth arrest-specific protein 2-like. Gene Ontology annotation, cellular component: actin filament. The transcript is spliced from 2 exons. The record is from RefSeq and is a predicted model, not a curated record. The coding region runs from base 81 to 413 and encodes 110 amino acids. NCBI's taxonomy places the organism in Eukaryota, Metazoa, Chordata, Actinopteri, Salmoniformes, Salmonidae. Gene Ontology annotation, molecular function: microtubule binding; cytoskeletal adaptor activity; actin filament binding. Gene Ontology annotation, biological process: actin crosslink formation.
GAAUUUAGGAGGAUUAACAUGCAUUUUGUGGAGGGUUGUUGGAUUGACCUCCGGACUAAUCUAAUGAUGUUUGUUUGUGCAUGUGUGCGUCUCAGGUGAAGCAUAUCUUUGAGGACCCUCCCUGCAAGUGUCCCAAUAAGUUCUGUGUGGAGAGACAGGCUCAGGGCCGCUAUCGCGUCGGAGAGAAGAUGCUCUUCAUCCGGAUGCUACACAACAAGCAUGUGAUGGUGCGUGUGGGAGGAGGCUGGGAGACCUUUGAGAGCUACCUGUUGAAACACGACCCAUGUCGGAUGCUCCAGAUCUCCAGAGUGGAGGGGAAGACCUUUCCCAUGUCCCCCAAGUCACCCAACACCAAGGACCUCACCCCAGACAGCUACUUGGUGGUGGCCGCACACUACCGCAGCAAGAAGUAAAGAUGGCCGCCUACUAACACAACAAGAAGUAAAGAUGGCCGCCUACUACCGCAGCAAGAAGUAAAGAUGGCCGCCUACUACCACAACAAGAAGUAAAGAUGGCCGCCAACUACCACAACAAGAAGUAAAGAUGGCCGCACACUACCGCAGC